Molecule: messenger RNA, 1853 nt
Organism: Amaranthus tricolor (Joseph's coat)
Lineage: Eukaryota; Viridiplantae; Streptophyta; Magnoliopsida; Caryophyllales; Amaranthaceae
Product: SNF1-related protein kinase regulatory subunit gamma-1
Exons: 6
Coding region: 285-1583 (432 amino acids)
Source: RefSeq, a predicted model, not a curated record
CUUCAAAUUGGGAGCCAUCAAAAAUCCGAACAAAUUUAAACGGAUAACUCUCAAUUUUUUUAGACUAUAUCCUUACGUGGCUAUCCCACUACAUUUUAACCUAUCUUAUCAAUUUCCAACCUUCAAUCAAACCACUCUUCUUACAUCCAACGGUGCUCAUUUUCUCAAACAAUUCCAAUCAAAAUCAUCACAAUUAAAUACUCCAUCGUCAAUAUCAAUCAAUCAUCACUUUUCUUGUUUUUUUGUAUGAUCAGUGGGAUAUUUUACAUGUUAAUUGAUCAUCAAUGGAGGUUCUGUUAAGGAGGAAGGAAGAUUAUGAUGAGAUUGAUAGAGAAAUGGUGAUGGAAUCGUCGAGUCCGGAAGCUAAAUUAGGGAGGAAAGUAGAGGAUCUUUGGGAUAAUCAAGGAUCUCAACUCAGUCCUACUGAGAAACUUAAUGCUUGUUUUGAAGAUAUUUCUGUUUCUUCUUUUCCUCUUGCUUCCGAUUCUCAAGUUGAAAUAAGAUCGGAUUGCAGUUUGGCUGAGGCUGUAAGCAUACUUUCUGAGCAUAAAAUUCUGAGUGCACCUGUUGUUGAUGUUGAGGCACCUGAAGAUGCUACUUGGAUUGAAAGAUAUAUUGGGAUUGUGGAGUUUGCAGGAAUAGCUGUUUGGAUACUGCAUCAGUCGGAAGAUGAUGAGUCCAACAGAAUAAUACCGUCUCCAAAGAGCAAUAGCUGUGUUGCUACGGUUUCCACAAAUGGAGUGAACCAGGCUACAAGUGUUGAAAGCUUGAGUCCACGAUCAGCUGCAAUGACUUCUGGAAACUUCUUUGGGGCACUUACAGCUUCUGAUCUGUAUAAGAACACUAAAGUUCGAGAUAUUUCAGGUACAUUUCGAUGGGCUCCAUUCCUAGCUUUGCAAGAUGCCAAUUCUAUGUUGACUGUGCUACUGUUGCUCUCAAAGUAUAAAAUGAAAAGUGUCCCUGUUGUUGGCGGUGCAAAAAUUGAAAAUAUCAUCACACAGUCUGCUGUUAUUCACAUGUUAGCUGAGUGUGCCGGGCUUCAUUGGUUUGAAAACUUCGGUUCCAAGAAGCUCUCCGAGAUUGGUCUGCCUCUGAUGAGUUCUAAACAAGUAGUUAAGGUCUUUGAGGAUGAACCUGUUCUGCAAGCCUUCAAAUUGAUGAGGCAAAAGGGUAUUGGAGGGAUUCCUGUUGUUGAACGUGAUGGAGCUAAAGCAGUUGGUAACAUUAGUAUUAGAGAUGUUCAAUUUCUUUUGACUGCACCUGAGAUCUACAAGGAUUGCAGAUCCAUUACAGCAAGGGACUUCUUGCUUGCUUCAAAGAAGUAUAGAGAAGAGCAUAAUACGGAAGGAACACCUCUACUAAGUGGGAUGAUUACAUGCCUAAAGGAUGACACCCUCAAGAAAGUAAUUUUCACCCUUGAUUCUCUUAAGAUCCAUAGGAUUUAUGUUGUUGACGAGAGUGGUAGUCUUGAAGGGGUCAUUACACUUAGGGACAUCAUCUCGAGGCUCGUACAUGAGCCACACAACUACUUCGGUGAUUUCUUCGAUGGUGUAUUACCAAUGCCCCCAAAUAGUAGGGUAUGAGCAAAGCAUCAACGGAAUCUUUUGAAGGGUUUCUCUAAUAACAAAAUCGGCUCAUCAGCUAACUAGAUAGAAGGGACGGUAAUUAAAUAAGUGAUAGUUGUAGAACUCGGUAGGUGGCCAUCUUAAACAUCAAAGGGAAAUCGUUGUAUUAUAGACAUACUAAAUAAUAAUAGAUGAUCUUAACGGAUGAUAUGAGCCUUCUUGUACGAAAAUCGUCUUGUAAGUUGUAAGUAUUGAUUGUGUUUAUGCAAAUGUUUGCUCUUUCUCGUA